UAAAGCUGAUAGCAUCCCUAAAUUGCACAUGUUCAAAACAAAGCACGAUUUGUACUAUUUUUUCGACAAUUUAAUCAAUUUACAGGCAAAAACACAAGUUUGAACAAUGCCAAAAGUAAAGACAGAGAAGAAGAGCCGCGUGCACAAUGAAGUGCAAAAGCAGGGAAUUGUAUUCAACAAGGAUUUCGGGCAGCAUAUUUUAAAGAACCCCUUGGUGAUAACCACCAUGCUGGAGAAGGCUGCUCUGCGACCCACAGAUGUGGUGCUGGAAAUCGGUCCCGGUACGGGAAACAUGACUGUCCGCAUGCUGGAGAAGGCGAAGAAGGUGAUUGCCUGUGAAAUCGACACCCGCCUGGCCGCCGAGUUGCAAAAGCGUGUGCAGUCCACACCGAUGCAACCCAAGCUGCAGGUGCUAAUCGGUGAUUUCCUGAAGGCGGAGCUGCCCUUCUUCGACCUGUGCAUUGCCAAUGUGCCGUACCAAAUCAGUUCGCCGCUGAUAUUCAAGCUCCUAUUGCACCGGCCCCUCUUCCGCUGUGCCGUGCUCAUGUUUCAACGUGAGUUCGCCCAGCGUCUAGUGGCCAAGCCGGGCGACAAGCUCUACUGCCGUCUGAGCAUCAACACACAACUGCUUGCCCGCGUCGACAUGCUCAUGAAGGUGGGCAAGAAUAACUUCAGGCCGCCGCCAAAGGUAGAGUCGAGUGUGGUGCGCCUGGAGCCGAAAAAUCCCCCACCCCCGGUGAACUUUACCGAAUGGGAUGGCCUCACCCGCAUUGCCUUUUUGCGCAAAAACAAGACUCUCGCUGCCACCUUCAAAGUGAGCUCCGUGAUGGAAAUGCUCGAGAAGAACUACAAAUUGUAUCGCUCGCUGAGGAACGAGCCCCUCGAAGAGGGUUUUAAUAUGCAGGAAAAGGUCAUCCGAAUUCUAGAGGAACUGGACAUGGCCACAUCCCGUGCGAGAUCUAUGGACAUAGAUGAUUUCAUGCGUCUCCUGCUGACCUUUAACUCGGAAGGAAUACACUUCAAUUAGUUAGCUUUCCUCUUUAGAUAUUAAGACUGUUAAACUUUUUAUAUUAGCAGAAGCAAUAUAAAUGUUAAGCCAAAGAACUGUGUGUCAGAUAAAUGUAAGGCUUAUUUCGUA
Molecule: messenger RNA, 1138 nt
Organism: Drosophila obscura
Lineage: Eukaryota; Metazoa; Arthropoda; Insecta; Diptera; Drosophilidae
Product: probable dimethyladenosine transferase
Exons: 3
Coding region: 107-1027 (306 amino acids)
Biological process (GO): rRNA methylation
Cellular component (GO): mitochondrial matrix
Molecular function (GO): rRNA (adenine-N6,N6-)-dimethyltransferase activity
Source: RefSeq, a predicted model, not a curated record